CAGUUUACUGAUCGUUUACUGCUGGUGCCAAUGCUGUGUUCUUGGGGAAACGUAGGACUAGGCUUACCUUAAGGAAACAAAACACAAGAGUCAUUUACUUCGCCUAGUCAGCAUUAUGUCUUCAUCAUGAUUAUGGAUAUCCAGAAAGGUUCCUUAGUACUUUAUAUAGACAACAGCUGGAUAAAAAUACAAUCUAGAGACGAAUUAGGGCCAUGGCGACGAAUAUGUACUUGGAACAUUACCUUGAUAGUAUUGAAAACCUGCCAUUUGAACUACAGAGGAACUUCACACUUAUGAGAGAACUUGAUCAAAGGACACAAGACCUUUCAAAGGAGAUUAACAGUAUGUCAGAAGAAUACAUGGCAAAUGUGCGUGGCAUGGAUGCUGCAAAAAGGACAUUACAUUUGAAGAAAAUUGAAAAUGCUUUUGUCAAGAGUCGGGAAUAUGGGGAUGAUAAAGUUCAGCUUGCUAUGCAAACAUAUGAAAUGGUUGAUAAACACAUUCGUAAACUGGAUGCUGACUUGGCAAGGUUUGAAUCAGAUCUCAAGGAGCAACAUGCCAAGGAAGCGGGCUACUCAGAUUAUGAAAGUGAAUCACCAACACCAAAGCGCAAAAGCAAGUCAGGUGGAAGGAACAGAGGAGGAGGAAGGAAAAAACAAGAUACUUCUGAGUCUGCAAGGAAAAAGAAAAAAGUUGAAUCUGAAGGUCCUAAGUCACUUGCAGUAGCUGUCUCUCUCUUGGCACCUGAGGUUCAAGUGCUUGAUAUGCCAGUUGACCCUAAUGAGCCAACAUACUGUCUGUGUCAUCAGGUUUCAUAUGGUGAAAUGAUAGGCUGUGAUAACACAGAGUGCCCAAUAGAAUGGUUUCACUUCCCGUGUGUAGGACUGACAUCAAAGCCAAAAGGAAAAUGGUAUUGUCCAAAAUGUGCACAAGAGAGAAAGAAGAAGUAACUAUGGCAUCAGUGACUAUGGCAUCAAAAGGGCUUAUAACCGCUAACAACAUUGUUUGGGAACAAAGCAAGACAAGUAUGCCUGUUAUGGUCCAAAUCUCCCGGCACACAGUGAACGUUCGUCGUCAGUUGCGCAUGUGUGGUCAAACCCCUUAAUAAGAGAAUAUUGUAGCAAAGUGCCUUUGUAUUUAUGUUAUUACUGCACCUGUCAAUGACAUGCGACCUCUGGCUCUCUGAGCUAUUCUUACGAUGUCCUUUCAUUUAGCUUUCAAUCAUUAUCGCAACUGCUAUCGAAGUACAGAGGCAAACAAAAUGGAUCGAAAUCCACCGCUUACAACUUAGAAAUGCAUUUUUUAUGACACAAAUACAAUUCCACAGACCGAAAAAACGCAGUAAAUUCAGGAGUGGGUUAUGUUGAAUGAUUGUACCACCUCAUGUAAAUAUUAUUUGUAGAUAUAAAUAUAAAGUUUACAUAAUGUUACGAAGAGGUGGUCAAAUCCCCAUUUUUUUCCUCUUUUUUUUCUCUCUUUGUUUUUUGCUUUGUUUUUGUUUCUCUAUGUAUCUGUUUUUGAUAGCAGAGAACUUUUCAAAUCUUUGUACAUUCUAGAGUACAAAGUAGUGUAGGGUUUCAAAGUGCUUGUAUAAAGAGGCCACAUUUUCGACGAAAUGACCGAAACAUGAUACUGAAAUGUUCGAGGAGUUUUUGACGGUUUUUUUGUCGAUGAGAUCGCGACAACUUAUGACUUACUAAAGCUAUUUGCACUUGUUGAAAUUUUCUGAAAAUAUUUAAGGAGGAAAACCUCGGUCCGGCAUCUUUUAAGGGUUUCACGUAAUAUUCUCGUGCGGAACAGUCUGUUCCUCGCAAGAUUUGUAAAGCUUGAUCUGAAUUAAUUGUAAAAUGAAGUACGGAUUAUAGGAUUGAAUCAUAAUUUACUAUUAGUUGAGAUAUGUUGGUGGUACAUUCGUGCUAAGACAUGAAAAAUUUGAGAUGAACGCCAAGUUUCUAUAAAGCCCGCUCUUCCACGUUUCUCCCCGUAACAAAAUUCUGAAGUAACAGUUCAUUGUAGUGAUUUUUUAUACAUCUGGAAUAGGAAGCAUUUUAUGACGAAGUAUACUUGAGUUUGAAAGUUUGUUAUUAGUUUCUUUAAAGACAUGAGUUUUCAACUAAAGAAUAUUGCAUAUUGGAUAUGGUAUUCAUCAAGCGUGGGUGACGAUUCAAAUGAAAAAUAACAAGUUUAAAUACCCAGUCUUAGAACCCUGAAAAGUUUCCUCCAAAGGUAUGGCACGCACAGCAAUAUUCAAUCCUUGCAAUAUAUCUUUAAUCCUUAAAGUAUUCACUUAUUUAACGACGUAAAAAAGCAUUAAAUCCAAUUGUUAGUAAGACCUUUGUUGGAAAUCAAACCUUUGGUUUUCGUGAUUUCAUCCAAUAUCACGAGUACUGAUUUUACAAAUACCACAAGGAGUACGUUUUACUGCAAAUGCCUUGCUUUACCUGGGUAGUCUUUCGUAUCUCAAAUUUGUUGAGUCCGGCUGCAGAAGAACGUGAACUCUUCACACGAUCUCCAUCUCCUUGUCAAAGUUAUUGAUUUUUCGAAAAAGGGUUCGGAGAAAAACAGUGACAACAAAGACUGUUUAUUCGCAACAAGAAACAUUGAAAAUUUCACGCUAACAGUGGAGAGACGUCAAUAU
Pocillopora verrucosa is the source of this 2638-nucleotide messenger RNA. Its product is annotated as inhibitor of growth protein 5-like. Gene Ontology annotation, cellular component: nucleus. Gene Ontology annotation, biological process: regulation of DNA-templated transcription. The record is from RefSeq and is a predicted model, not a curated record. NCBI's taxonomy places the organism in Eukaryota, Metazoa, Cnidaria, Anthozoa, Scleractinia, Pocilloporidae.